AUGGCGUCUUACGGAGCCAGCUUACCCGACUCCGAACCGCUCGUUCACGGCCGCACGACGACGCACCUCGCCCUCCUGCCUUCCUUCGCACACUUUCUCUCGACCCUCACAACCCUCCAGCGCGACUUCUCGCAGAAAGCCUCGUCUCACAUCGGCUCCUUUCGACUGCAAAUUGCGCGAAGUGCGAGUGAGCGAGGAGGGGAGGCGGCGAGUCUUGAGAGGGCAAUGAGCGGCGUGUUGGAACAGGUGGAUUUGAUGAGUCGUGAGGUGGGAGAGUGUGCGGACAAGGUUGCCAAGGAGGUUGCGGCACGGUUGGACGAGGUUGGCGGACGGCUCGACGCGGUGCGGAAGAAGCACCACUCCUUCUACGGCCAACUCAUGACGCAGCGCGACAAAGCCUAUGAAAAGCGGGACCGCUCUCGUGCCGCUUACUUCUCCGCUUGCGAGACGCUCGAGUCGGCGCGGCAGAAGAAGACGUCGGCGAAGGAGGGGCGGGAAACGGAGAAGGCGACGAGAGCGCUUCUCGCAAAGGACCAGUACCUCCUCGACAUCGACAUGGCGAACGUCGCGAAACAGCGGAUCUACGAGGUCCACCUGCCAAUGCUGCACGACGAGUUCCAGUCUCUCGAAGCAAGCGGGAUCCGACAACUCGAAGACCUGCUAGGCCGACUGCUUGCGAUCCAGCAAGAGUCGGGCGAGAAGUUCUUGCAGGCCGUCGGAAAGGCGAAGGACGUGUUGAGCGUUGUGGACGUCGAGGCAGACCAGCAGAAAUUUGUGGAUCAGCAUUCGGCGACGUUGACGGCUGCGUACGAGCACCCUGUCGACCUCAUAUUCGAGGAGUGCCCGGUCUGGCACGAUACGGACGAGUUCGCGACGACUCCUGCCGCCAUCACCUACCUCCAGAACGUCAAGGUGAAGGCUUUGACGCGCGUCGCCGAGAUCUCGCCUGCGAUCGAGACGAAGCGGCGCGAUAUCUCGGGCUUGCGGAACUUGCGCGAGACGUACGAGCAGGCAAAGGGUCUGGGUGGAGACACAGUGGCGGUCAUCGAGAACUUGUACAACGUUACACACGAGACGACCCUCCUCGAGUUGCAGCAGAGCGAACUGCAAGCUUCGGUCGAGCUGAUCGACGCGACUCUUGGUGACGACGCCUCUUCCGACCUCCGACCACACGAAUUCAAGUCGUCCUCCUUCGUCACACCAUCGACUUGCGCCGUCUGCGAGUCCUCCGUCUGGGGCAAGGGUAUGUCGUGCAAGAAGUGCAACAUGGCGGUGCACGUCAAGUGCGAGCUGAAGGUUCCUCCCGGCUGCGCGGCGCGACCAGGUGCCGGCGUCGUGCGGCACAAGUCGAAAAAGUCCGCGCCGCCGCCGGCCGGUACAGGAGCGUCAUCCAGCACCAGCUCGCUCACACGGACAUCCAGCCGGCUAUCCAACUCCUCCGUCGCCUCCUCCGCCGCUCCGCCACGCCGAACCGUCCCUCCCCUAACGUCUUCCUCUCCGGCAAUCACCCCUCAGCCUCAGUCAUCCCAUACCGAAACAGCAACGCUCCUCUACCCGUACGAAGCGCAGUCUUCGUUCGAACUCUCGGUGGAUGCCGGCGCGGUUGUCGAGGUUGUCGAGCCGGAGGACGAGAAUGGAUGGGUCAAGGUGCGGGUGCCGGCGGAUGGGAGGGUAGGGCUCGUGCCUGCAAGCUAUAUCCAGCUUGGAGGAGCGGUCGGGAACGGCUCAGCUGGCGGUGCGGCCGCUACUGGAGGGAGCGGUCAACGAGUUCGCGCGCUGUACGACUACUCACCUCAGACGGCCGACGAACUUGCGCUGGUCGAGGGCGAGGAGCUCGAGUUGACGAGCGUCGGGAUGGACUUUGGCGAAGGUUGGGCAGAGGCGACGAAGGACGGCCGGACGGGAAUCGUUCCCGCUUCUUAUAUCCAGCUGUUGUGA
Molecule: messenger RNA, 1938 nt
Organism: Rhodotorula toruloides NP11
Lineage: Eukaryota; Fungi; Basidiomycota; Microbotryomycetes; Sporidiobolales; Sporidiobolaceae
Product: actin polymerization protein
Exons: 12
Coding region: 1-1938 (645 amino acids)
Biological process (GO): regulation of actin filament polymerization
Molecular function (GO): protein binding
Source: RefSeq, a predicted model, not a curated record